CUCUUUGUAAUCAAAUCAUACGAUUUUAGUGAUCGCAAAAUGUGCAAUUAUUUUUAAUUUAUUGACUGAAAUGUAUAUUAAAACGCGAAUAAAAUAAUUUCUUUAUAGUGAAUAAGUAUAUUGAUGUAUAAAACAUGGAAAUAUGUCAAGCGUGCUUAAGAACUGGAGACUUCGUACAAGCGAUGUCUGCAGAAGAUAUAAAAUCCUAUAGGUUGUUUAUAACAAAGGUAGAAGACCCAUUAGUCAUUAUGUACAUCUGUAUGUAUUGUAAAAGUUUUCUGAAAAGAAUCGUCAAGUUUAUUGAGCGGUGUCAAAUCUCAGACUUGCUUAUCAAAGAGGCUUUAUGUAAAGGCACAGAAGUUUUGCCUGAAGUAGGAACAACUUUAAGUAUUUCAAAGACAGUAUAUAAUUAUGUAGGUCCAUUAAAUGAAGAUGUUAAAAUUGAGGAUGGCCUCAAAAGUCAUUUGUCAGAUGACGAAGAUGACAUUCCUCUGAUGUUCUUGAAUACCGGUGACGUUGAUUCUAAUGAGUAUUAUAAUGAGGAUUUGGAUAAAACAAAUAUAAAAAUAGAUAUAAAAAAGGAAGGCUUUGAAGAUAACGCACAAAUAGAUGCAUCAUUAGAUGGAAGUAAAACUAAAUAUAAGAAGAAAGAAUUAAAAGAAGGAUUCACGUCACGAAUGGUCACGGAAACAAAUGAAUACAUAGUUAUUAAAUUGACUAAAGAACAGAUAUUGGAAGACAUGAAACAAUACUCGAACACUGAAAAAUAUAAAGUAUUGCCGUAUAAAUGUGAGAAGUGCGUUCGAGGGUUCAACUUUGAAGAUGUCCUACAAACACAUAUGGAGAAACACUCACCGAGCAAUGGUCCAUUUCAAUGUGAAAUAUGUGAACAGUACUGCCCCAGUAAAGUAUCGUUAAGGGGUCAUAUGAAAUCACAUUCCACAAGGUAUAAAUGCAAAUUAUGUGGUUUAAUAAGGCUAUCGAGGCAGCAUAUAUUGGAGCAUUACUCGCUCGAACACACGGCUUCGGCUGCCCUUUACAGAUGCCCGAAAUGCCCGCAUACUACGAAUAAGCGCACAGCGAUGCAGAGACAUGUAAGGUUGCAUUCAACAUGUGAACCCCUGAAAUGUAAUCUGUGUGGAAAGUUCUAUAAAAGCAAGGAAUCCUUAAGAGUGCACGCUAUGCGUCAUGACGAUAAAAAGUUACACCAAUGCGAUCUAUGCACGAGUACGUUUGUGUACGCGACGCAGCUGACCAAACAUAUGAUAUCUGUACACGAGAGGAAAGAUUAUUAUUGUGUUGAGUGUGACAUUAUGUUCAAAUCGAUGGAGAAUUUGAAGCAACAUUUGCAACGCGCUAAACGACAUCGCGACUCGUCUUCGUACAAAUACCAAUGCCCCCACUGCGAACAACGUUUCAUAUCACAGUCUACCCUCGCGACUCAUCGUACAACCGUACACGGGGACGCUAAAACAGCAAAUUGUACGCAAUGUUCACGCGUGUACACAAGUCUCGACGCGUUACGUGGUCACGCGAGGCGUGCUCACGGUCAAGUUAGACACACUUUGCCGUGUCCGCUGUGCGAUAGGGUGUUUUCGCGUAAAUAUGUCCUCCGUGUACACAUGCGUACACACACGGGCGAGCGUCCACACACAUGCGCGUGUGGCGCCGCCUUUACACAAGCUUCUGCCUUACGAGCCCAUUGUACUGCUAAACACAAGAAAUGAGUCUUCAUCAUUGCUCAAGUAACAAAAUCUCAAGAAAAUACUCCUGAAAUCUCAAUUAAUUGUGAUAUUUUUGAAUAAAUUAUUGUAACUGA
Molecule: messenger RNA, 1819 nt
Organism: Melitaea cinxia (Glanville fritillary)
Lineage: Eukaryota; Metazoa; Arthropoda; Insecta; Lepidoptera; Nymphalidae
Product: zinc finger and BTB domain-containing protein 41-like
Exons: 13
Coding region: 135-1727 (530 amino acids)
Source: RefSeq, a predicted model, not a curated record